Molecule: messenger RNA, 1124 nt
Organism: Trichoderma citrinoviride
Lineage: Eukaryota; Fungi; Ascomycota; Sordariomycetes; Hypocreales; Hypocreaceae
Exons: 1
Source: RefSeq, a predicted model, not a curated record
AUGCUGUCGUCUCUGCUCGCUGCCAUCGAGAGCAGCAGCUCGAUCGAGAUCGCGACGGACGACUCCUCCAACCUCGCGUCGUCGAGCUCGACGCCCCCGACGACGGUCACUGACACCGACAGCCUACACUCGGACACCUCCAAGCACGAUGUCAUCACCGUGGCUAACGACUCGACCGUGAUCGCGAUAGCUCCCGCCCUGCCCGCGGCUGACGUGCCCUCGCCUCGCCGGCCUCAGCGCGCGCGGACAAGCCUGCCCGUCUACAACCUGGCCAAGCUCAGCGGCACCAGCGCUCAUGGCAAACGCCGGGCCAAGGGCGAUAUUGUCGCCGACCGCCGGCGCCGGACCAUUGCGGGCAGCACCGUCACGCCUGGCGACGCCCCUGUUGAUGCGCCGCGCAACACAUCAUCCACUGCCACCGGCUCGAACACCGACGCGUUGAGCCUCCAGGCUUCUGCCGGCAGGCGGGGCACGCCGCGAGCGCAACGCCUGGCGAAGGAAUCGCCACGCUCCCUGCGCUCAACGGCGCGUGUUACCGCUCCCAGUGGCAGCGCGAGCGCAGGCGCGACGCCGGUAUCGGCUGUUGCAGCCAAGCUCUCCGUCACCAGCAAACGCGGGCGCAAGACGGCCGGCGCCGAAAUCGAAAAGGAAGUCCGGUUGACACGCGAGCUGCGGCGCCUGCAGGAUACAAAGGAGUACAACCACAUCGACGACCGCCCCGUCGUCCACAGCGUCUGGUCCAAUGGCAAGUACGUCGAUCCCAGCCAGGCCGCGGAGCCCCAGCCGGCGCGUAAGAAGGCAAGGGUCGAGCAGGCGGAGAUCAAGGUCGAGGAGGCUCCGGUAGAGGCCGUCGCCCAGCCCAAGAAGAGGAGGGUUAAAAAGUACCUCAACAAGGGCCUUUACGCGGGGCAGGAGACGCCGCAGGACAUCACUCGCGGGCUGACGGCGGCCGAGAAGAAGCAACUGGCGCAACUGCCCGAGCUCAUGCCUCGCAGGGAGAACAAGGUCAUGCCCGCGCCGAUAUUCACCGGCUUCCGCAUCUUGUUGACCGGCCGCGAUUUCAAGCUGCCGUUCCAUGUCUGCAACCCGCUCCCGCCUGGCCAGCCGAAGCCGGACGAGUGGAA